AAAAAAAACACUGCGGAAAGUGAGAGAAAAAUCAAAGGGGCGGGUGGUGGGCCUAUAAAGACCCGGCCCCUAAUUCUCCCCCUUUACUUUCGCUUCCUUUCUUCCUAUUUCCUUUCCGCCUCCUUCCUUCCUCUUCCACAUUUCUCAAUUCUCACAACCCAAACAAGCAGCAAAUCGAGAUAAAGAAGAAAGGAAUGGGGAAUUGCCAAGCCGUUGACGCGGCGACGCUGGUGAUUCAGCAUCCCACCGGCAAAGUGGAGAAGCUCUACUGGCCCAUUACCGCCGCCGAAGUAAUGAAGACAAACCCCGGCCACUACGUCGCUCUCCUCCUCUCCACCACCCUCUACCCUCCUACUUCCUCCUCCGCCACCAAUGCUACCAAAUCCGCCGGCGGCAGCGGCGGGCCGGUGAGGCUGACGAGGAUUAAGCUCCUCCGUCCCACGGACACCCUCACCCUCGGCCACGUAUACCGGCUCAUCACCAAUCAAGAGGUGAUGAAAGGAUUGUUGGCGAAGAAGCAAGCGAAGCUCAAUCAAAACAAUCCCCAAUCAGCUGAAGAUCAGCAAUCGGCGUCCAAAUCGGAGGACCGGAGAAAACAGAGCAGCUCUGUUUUGCCGACGACGAUAUCGGAAACGGACGAAUCCAGAAGACGGAGAAGAUCUCACGGGGGCAGCCACCCGGUAAUUAUAUUACAACCCAUUAUCUUAAAACCAAAAAAAGAUCAAAUCUUUUGGGCUAAAGAUUGUUGCUUUUGCUUAAUGCUUAGUUCACUUCUCUCUCUCUGUCUCUGUCUCUCUCUGUUCCAUUUCUGGGUUACGUUUUUCUAGUCUCUCCCACCAACUACUUAACAUCAUUGUUCCUCCCGGAGACUGAUGAAAUGUACGCUAAUUCCAUUCUCAGGUGACGAGAAACGAAAGGAACAGAGGAUCAUCAUCGUCGUCAUCGUCAUCAUCAUCAUCAUCAUUGUCAGCAGGUGGAGCAGGGAGCGGGAGCGGGAGAUCAUCUAGAACAUGGCAGCCAUCACUGAACAGCAUCUUGGAAUCAGCUGGCAGCAGCAGCAGCAGCAGCAUCUAAUUUCAUACUUCAAUUAUAUUGUCUCCUCCUCUCUAGAGCUUAGUGAUGAUGCCUUUUUUCUCUCUAGAGCUUUAGUGGGCAGUGGUUCUUCGUGCCGACACCAACAUCACAGCAUAUGAAACCCAGCUGGCUCUGCCCAAACCGUCCAAUUCAUCAUCACACCCCCUCAAAAACCUCAAGAAUAUAACGGCAAUUUUUGCUUUUAAUUAAUCCCACCUUCCUGAAUUUUGAGAUACCGUUUCUUUUUCUCUCUUUAAAGAAAAGGAACCGUACGGAUACCUGUAUAGCAAAGAAAUUGAAGAGGGGGAAAAGGGAGAGAAAAAACAGAGAGGAUGAGUGCGUUGUCUUCGUCGUGGUGGUGGAGGGUUUUUCUUUUUCUUUCUCUUUUUGUGAGAUCGAUGUAGUGAAAUGAAUAACAUCCAUUUGUAGUUUAUGGCGCUGUUCGUUGGAGAAAUUGUGAAAUGAAUAAGAAAAAUGCCAGCCAGCCAGCAAGUUUUCUGACUCCAGAUUUACAGUUUCUGUGAGCUGUGUGUGUGUCUCGACUCGCUCCAGGACUCAGAUAUCUCUCUCUGUGUGCUUUAAUGUAUUGUUAUGUUUUUUUGCUUGCAAACAGAGGUUAAAAUAUUGGACGAG
This is a messenger RNA of Linum tenue, 1707 nucleotides long. Lineage: Eukaryota; Viridiplantae; Streptophyta; Magnoliopsida; Malpighiales; Linaceae. The record is from the annotation of a GenBank genome assembly.